AUGGUGAAGGCUUGGCCUAAGACGCUACUUCUGCGCGAGAAGAAACCGGGUCUGGUGCAGGACCGGAACGAUAGAAGAGAAUGGGGGUUGACGGGUGCCGGGAGCAGGAAGAAAUGGAAAGAGUGGGUGGGGGAUAAGAAGAUGCAGGACGCGAGGGAGAUGAAGAGUCGAGAGGAGUCGUAUCCCCAACCACCACAUCCUCAUUCAAUCGCCAACUCGCCCGUACAACGUCCCAAGGCGACGUAUGCAUCCCACCGCCUCUCAAUCCGCUCUCGUCUCUCUCUUCAAAUCAUCCUAUCGAAAAAACGAGUCAACAAGUCCGGGGCAAUCCGUCAGCAGGUAGCCAAGAAGAUCCGGCAAGGGGUUCGGUACAUCCUCGAGCGCGGGAUGGGCGUCGAUGCUGACGACACGCUGGUUUUCAAUGAAGCGGAGGCUGGGGUUGGAAGGUGGAUGCUUUCUGAUUGGCACUACAUCAUCUACGCGCAGCUCCCGUGCUACCGUCAUCCCUGGCCAGGCAUGAUGCUACACCUCCGCCGUGCAUUGGAGCAUAUCAAGACUUCUGGCGAGACGUUCAACGCCGAGUGGGAAGCGGCAGACCAUCUGCAAUCAGAGUGGAAGGAGAUGCACGAAGCGGAAAGAGAGAUGGGAAUUGCGAGAAAAGAGUCUGAGGAGUGGGCCGCAGAGCUGAUGAAGAGGGAGGAGGCGGCGGUAGAGUUGUGCAAGCAGGGGCAGCUUGGACCUGAGCUGAACGACUUGCUUGGGCGGUUCAGCUCGGAGUUGGGGCUCCAAGAUACUGCAGCAGCACCAUCCUCGAUCAACUCAGGAGGCAUGGACAGCAGCGUCCUCCCAUCGGACUACAGCACAGGCCCAAGCCAGCCGCGGCACACGCUAGACGACAAAUCACGGGCCUCCAUGUUCUCCGAAGCAGAUCCCCUGCAUGCCGGGAUGAAGAACCCCACUCAGUCGACCGAAACAGAACCCAUGUUUUCGCAGGAAAACGGGAGACUCCUCCCACCUCAUCUAUCCCUGGAAUCCAAUCUCGAGUAUUGGAAGCCGCCUUCGAAACAAGAACCGCGCCCAAUCGAGUCGUCUCUAGAAAAGAGCCGAGCGUUGCUGUUGCGCGCCGCUGAAGGACUGUGGAACAAGCCGGAUAGGGAGGACGACACUGUGAAGAAAGAAUGGCAGAAAGACGAUGAAGGAUCCGAUUUGCUCUCGCAUAGGUAUGGGAGGGACGUUACGAGCAUGCCGAUGCAAUUGCGCUCGGGAAAAUUGCGCGUGCAUAUCCCGAAGUUUUCGGCCAGACUCAAGGAGCAUGUCGUUAGGCAAGAGAACAAGGAGAGGCGUCCGCGAGUUCCGACGCAUGAUGAAUUAGCACAAGAAGAAGGGAGAAGGAACGGUCGACCGAUUCGACGUCGGUUUGAACACAUAGUUGAAAGGUAUCCUACUGCUCGAACGAGCGCCGAAGAGAAGCGCGCUAAGAGUGGAAGAAGUCUGGACGAUAUUGAUUUAUCUUCGCUCGAGAGCAAGACUUGACAUCGGCUUGGUAGCAUGCAAAACUGUCUGAAAGGAACACCCCACAGUAAUGGAAUCAGAACGUAUGCCUUCGAGUCACCACACUGCGAGUCUUUUCCACGAGUUACUGGAUCUCCGCUCGUCAUCAGGAGCGCGACAGAAGGCAGCCGAAGAGGUGUAGAAUGUGCGGAGAGGAAUGGGAAGCAUAAGCCUUGGAGGUCUGGAAUAUUCCAGUGUUCUAUAAUGUACGAUUAGUCACUCACGCCCAUAGCUGUACGAU
Messenger RNA from Dacryopinax primogenitus, 1792 nucleotides. RefSeq lists its product as uncharacterized. The record is from RefSeq and is a predicted model, not a curated record. The transcript is spliced from 2 exons. Bases 1 to 1533 code for a protein of 510 amino acids. NCBI's taxonomy places the organism in Eukaryota, Fungi, Basidiomycota, Dacrymycetes, Dacrymycetales, Dacrymycetaceae.